AUUUUCUGAAAUGGCGGGUAAUUCUCCUCAUGGUGGAGGUUUUCCGGGUGCCGGGGAUGAUUUUGAUGUCAUGACUUUGCCCCCGAGGGUCCGACCCUUUAUUCCCGAGAGGUAUGCUCCGCCAGCACAUGUCCUUCCCCGGGCCAUUUUUCGUCAUUUUACUGAUUUUGAUGAUCGAGCACCUGGGGAUCUACUUCUGCGGGAGCCAGAGCAUCACCUCUCCUAUGAGGCACGAGAG
Camellia sinensis is the source of this 238-nucleotide messenger RNA. The record is from RefSeq and is a predicted model, not a curated record. Lineage: Eukaryota; Viridiplantae; Streptophyta; Magnoliopsida; Ericales; Theaceae.